Messenger RNA from Penicillium taxi, 1245 nucleotides. Its product is annotated as BtaA family protein. NCBI's taxonomy places the organism in Eukaryota, Fungi, Ascomycota, Eurotiomycetes, Eurotiales, Aspergillaceae. The coding region runs from base 1 to 1245 and encodes 414 amino acids. The record is from RefSeq and is a predicted model, not a curated record. The transcript is spliced from 3 exons.
AUGCUUUCAUCCAAGUUUGGUGGUCUCGUUUCAGGAGCCAUGAGGUUUGGGGGAGAUAACAACAUUUUUGACCCGGAGGAAGAUCAGAAAGACUUGCCAGGGGCUGUUGGGGCUACUUUCAAACUUAUAAACCGAUUGGACGCCACAUUACGUGUCCGGGAUUAUGUUCUUACCAGACCCUACUCAAACCUCAAGCUCAGCGCCGAUGGCGUCGUGCUGGCCACUACUAGCGCUGGAGAUAAUAUUCUCUCAUACGUAUUGCGGAGCACGGCUAAGAUCCACGCUGUCGACCUAAACCCGUCGCAGAACCAUCUCUUGGAGCUGAAAAUGGCCUCCUAUACUGCUUUGCCAUAUGAAGAUUUUUGGAUGCUCUUCGGUGAAGGCAAGCACCUUAAUUUUCGGACUCUGCUGCUCACAAAACUAUCGCCACACCUGUCAAGCCGAGCAUUCCAAUAUUGGCUCGACCGCUGUCACAUAUUCUCCACUUCCAACAGAUAUGGUCUGUAUGAUACUGGGGGUUCUCGCCAUGGCAUACGAGCUUUCCGUUGGAUCUCGUAUCUCUUUGGCUUCCAUGGUGUGAUUCGACAUUUCCUUGAAGACAAGGCACUCGACGAGCAGCGCCAUAAUUGGCAUCAAAAGAUCAAGCCAGCUCUGCUUUCCAAUCUGGUCUGUAGGCUAAUUGUGAGCCAGGAUAAAUUUCUAUGGUCAGCUCUCGGUGUCCCUAAACAUCAGCUCACCAUGAUUGAAAAUGACUAUGUUGAGAGUCAACCCGUCGGUGGGCCCACUAAAGCUGACCGUAAAACUCGUUCCUUCAGCAAUCCGGAUUAUCAUAUACGUAUGGCCGGCACAUUCAACCAUCGGUGCUAUCCGGAGUAUCUCUCACAUGAGGCACAUGCCAAUCUCUCACAGCUGGGUGUACUGGAUGGCAUACAAAUUCACGCAGAUGAGAUCGACGAAGUUCUUAGCCAUAUGGACUCUAACAGACUCACCGUCGCUAUCCUUAUGGACAGUAUGGACUGGUUUGACCCAAACGGUGUCGCCGCCGUAACUCAGAUCACCAAACUGAACCGUAUACUGAAGAUGGGUGGCCGUGUACUACUUCGCUCUUCGGCACUGCGCCCCUGGUAUAUCGAUAUUUUCGAAGCCUAUGGCUUUUCCUCUAAGUGCAUGGGCUCUAGAACAGAUGGCGCAUACAUUGACCGAGUCAAUAUGUAUGCAUCAUGCUGGCUCUACACUAAGAUGUAG